GAUGGAAACAGUCGUAUGCAUCCGCUGUGGUGCAAGAAGAAAGUUCGAGGAAAGAUGCACGAAGAGGAUGGCAGCGAAGCAAAUUCCCCAACAGCUUCGGGAAUUGUGGCAUCCAAAUCCCUGGACGUGGCCGAAGUCGAGGGACCCAAGGACCAGCCCGCAAAACUAUGCGGCCACUUGACCAAACUGGCUGGCAAGGGGCCACUGAGGGGCUACAAGCCGAGGUGGUUUGUUUAUGAUCCGAGGAAAUGUUACUUGUAUUACUUCAAGACUCCUCAGGACGCUCUGCCGCUGGGCUACAUGGAGAUAGGCGAUGCGUGCUUCAGCUAUGAUGUGGAAGGAGACGAGGGCCUGUUCGAGAUCCACACCACAGGGAAGGAGUUCCUUCUGAAGGCCCCAAACAGACAGAUCAUGCAUUACUGGCUGCAGCAGCUCCAGCAGAAGCGCUGGGAGUACAGCAACACGCGCGGCUCCGGGCAGAGAGACAGCUGGAGCUCGCCAACACAGGCUUUCCCUCACACCGGUCUCGUUGCCGGAGACAACGAAGUGUUCUCCAUUGAGAAGUCAAACGAGAACAUGGAGAAGGUGCGCAGUGACUUCGCCCUGGAGACUGAGACCCACUGCGGCAGCAUCGGAGACCCACCGGGCCUCAUGUCCGCCAGGGGGCCCGGCGGCGGAUCCUCCACCAACCACCUCAACUUCUCCCUACGCAACUGGGGCACCGAAAUCAGGAACUCCAUGUCUCACCUGCGGGCCGGGAGAGGAGGGGAGCACCGCCGCAGCGUCUUCAACACCCACAGCGCCGCCAACGCCUCCGCGGCCGCGUCGGAGGACUGGGAGCUGGUGGAGCCCCCGCCCAAAGAGGGCCCCGAGCAGAAGGGCGCUCCCCCGGCACACAGACACUCCAUCGCCUUGCCCUUCGAGUUCGGGCGGAGUUCCCUGCGUCCCAGGAGGCCCUUCCUCCGAGACAUUAAGGGCUCCGUGAAGUCCGGGCGCAGCGCCGACAGUGCGUCCCCCGUGGAGCCCCCCGUGGAGACCCAGCUGCGCCUGCAGACCCAGCAGGAGGAGCUGGGCCGCCUGCAGCAGGAGCAGGAGAAGCUCCGCGAGGAGCUGGCCAGCCAGAAGGAGCUGGUGAGACUCUUACAGCAGACUCUCAGGACGUCCCAACGUGGCUGGUCACCGGCCGGCCCCCACUCCCCGCUCCUCGCCCCGGUCCUGAUCCCGGAGUCACUUUCAGCCCCGGGCCCGAGCCCAGCUCCCGAGGAGGCCCUCCACGCGGAGACGGCGCUCCAGGAGAGUGACAGGCAGCUGCAGGAGAGUGACAGGCAGCUGCAGGAGAGGGACAGACAGCUGCAGGAGCUGUGCGGCCACAUGGAGCGCCUGGCGCUGGAGAAGGAGAGCCUGCAGCACGAGCUGAAGGGCCUGAAGAUCAAGGUGGGCGACAUGAACGAGCAGCUGGGCAUGAUGAUGGAGACCAUCCAGGCCAAGGACGAGAUCAUCAUGAAUUUGUCCCAGCAGAGCGCCGAGGCCGGUGGCCACGGCAACUGUGGCAGUCCACCGCCCUGCAGCAAAGACCUGCAGGAGAUGGACAACCUCAAGGAAACACUUCAGGGCUACAAAACUCAGAACAAGUUCCUGAACAAAGAGAUCCUGGAGCUAACCGUGUUACGAAGAAAUGCGGAAAGCAGAGAGAAGGCUGUUGAUGCAAAGUGCACCUCCCUGGAGGCCAAGCUGUGCCAGGUGGAGAGCAAGUACCUGGUGCUGCUGCAGGAGGUGAAGACCCCCGUCUGCUCGUCCUCGGAGCAGAGCGCCGCUCACGACGUCAUCUCCCGGCUGCUGGAGGACGCGCUGCAGGUGGAGCCCUCGGAACACCAGGACCACCCCGUCUUCAGGCCCAGCACCGUCAGCGAGUACGACGCGUACGGCUUCAAGACGGUGCCUGAGGAAGAGGAGGAGGAGGAGAAGCUGGACGCCAAGAUGCGCGCGCUGGAGCUCAAGUCCCUGUCCAUGACGGACCAGGAGGUGUCGGUGGGCGUCAAGUGGGAGAACUUCCUGGCGGGCACCAUGAACCGCGACCUGGUCCCCUCGCCCGAGCUGAAGGCGCUGAUGCGCAGCGGCGUGCCGCACACGCACCGCCACAAGGUGUGGCGCUGGUGCGUCAACCUCCACGUGCGCAAGCUGCGCGAGCACCUGCCGCCGGACUACUACGAGGCGCUGCUGAGCGUGGCGCGGGACAUGCCCAACCCGGCCUCCAAGCAGAUCGAGCUGGACCUGCUGCGCACGCUGCCCAACAACAAGCACUACGCGUCGCCCGGCGCCCCCGGGGUCCCCACGCUGCGCAACGUGCUGAUGGCCUUCAGCUGGAGGAACCCCGACAUCGGCUACUGCCAGGGGCUCAACAGGCUGGUGGCCAUCGCCUUGCUCUACCUGGACCAGGAGGAGGCCUUCUGGUGCCUCAUAGCCAUAGUGGAGGUCUUCAUGCCCAGAGACUACUACACCAAGACUCUGCUCGGAUCACAGGUGGACCAGCGUGUCUUCAAGGACCUGAUGAGUGAGAAGCUGCCCCGUCUCCACGCCCACUUUGAGCAGCACAAGGUGGACUUCUCCCUCAUCACCUUCAACUGGUUCCUGGUGGUCUUCGUCGACAGCGUGGUCAGCGAGAUCCUCCUCAAAAUCUGGGACGCAUUCCUGUACGAGGGCCCCAAGAUCAUAUUCCGCUUCGCCCUCGCCCUCUUCAAGUACAAAGAGGAGGAGUUCCUCAAGCUGCAGGACUCCACCGCCAUCUUCAAGUACCUCAGACACUUCACACGCACCAUUCUGGACUCCAGGAAGCUGUCGAGCGUGGCCUUCGUGGACAUGAACCCGUUCCCCAUGCGGCAGAUCCAGAACCGGCGAGCGUUCCACCUGGAGAAGGUGAGGCUGGAGCUGACGGAGCUGGAGGCCAUCCGCCAGACCUUCCUCCGGGAGCGGGAGGACCGCCAGGACCGCCACACCUUCGUCAGCGACGACGAGGAGGACAACUGA
This is a messenger RNA of Gadus chalcogrammus (walleye pollock), 3024 nucleotides long. RefSeq names its product TBC1 domain family, member 2B (gene tbc1d2b). Lineage: Eukaryota; Metazoa; Chordata; Actinopteri; Gadiformes; Gadidae. The transcript is spliced from 13 exons. The record is from RefSeq and is a predicted model, not a curated record. Bases 16 to 3024 code for a protein of 1002 amino acids.